UUUAUUGACAAGGUUAGUAGCUAGAACCAUAGAACUCGUGCUAGAACUGUGCAAUACAUUCGAGCUGUGCAUACGUUUUGUUUUCUGAGACAUGCGCCCUUGAAUAUCCGUCAGUACUUCUUUGGUGACGAGUAUCAUUAUUGUAUUUAGCCUGACGUUACCGUCUUCAACGUAUACGUUACUAGGUCAACCGUGAGCGCCAACCAUGGGGUUUCUACUGUCUAAACCCAUGGAUGCAAACUUUAAAAAGCAGCAAGAAUUCAUGCUCCACAAUUCACGACUGCAGAUGGAGCGUCAGAUCCUGAUGCAGAACCAGAUGAGAGAGAGACAGAUGGCAAUGCAGGUUGCCUGGUCCAGAGAGUUUUUAAAAUACUUUGGGUCUUUCUUUACAGUGGUUACAGUUGGACUCACCGUUGGGGCCAUUAAAAGAAAGAAACCGUUCUUAAUGGCUCCCAUCGUCCCUCUCGGCUGCAUAUUUGCCUACCAGAUGGACAGCGCCUACGGAACUCUUAUUUAUCGCAUUAGAGGGGAGGCUGAGAGUAUCAUGACGUCUGAACAUGACCGUCUGGACUUGCCUCACGGGACUCCAACUUUCGAUAGCAUAGAGAAAGCCCGCCGCGCUAGAAGCAGCCUUACCUCCUUCUUGGAGAAAUGAUCUCUUGGUUAUUUGAGACAAAAUAAUAACCGUCCAGUUAAUGUAUUCACCCAUUUUGCUUUUACUUAAAAAAAAAAAAAAUGCUGUCCAAAAACUUUUUUUACAUUAUCAACUCUAUGGUUUGCACAAAUUCUAUUUCAUGGACCUUGAGUGAAAUUAGUUUCAUUAUUAAUAAAUAUAAAAUAAUGAUGAAUAAAUGAAUUAAUUUUCUGGUGUUGUUAUUAGAUGUGCAUCAGUAGCCAAACAUAUAUACUUAGGCCAAACUAAAUACUCAAAUUGUUAAUUGAUACACUGUCAGUACUGUAGUCAGUAAUCAUGGAUUAAAUCUGUAAAACAAAUAUUUGCAUCAAUUACAUUCAACCAUUGUACCGUAAUUCACUCAAAUUAUUAUAUACUGAGACUACAGCUGUGUCCUUAAUUCAGACUUCACAUUAAUUCUAUAUGUAUGUAUGCAUGUAGUUACUACAUACUAAUCUGUAACUAUUUUUAUCAGUUAGUAUAUAAAAAAUAUCAACAGACUUGAAACAAUAUGCGUGAUGUCAAUCAAACUGCGACUUUGGAAGGUUACUGUCAGUUAAGAGACAUUAAAAUUUUUUGUAGAUUUUAGCUGUUUCACCCACAAUUUAUUUUAACUAGCUGGCACAGCUCGAUUUACUUAGCGCAUUACGUUGUGGGAAAAUAAUGUGCAUCAACAGCACACUCAAUAAUUAACCAUCUUUAGUAUGCAUUCUGUCUGGUUUGACUUUCUUUUGUCACUUUUCAAGUCUGAACACAGCACAUGCUAAAAAGCAGCUUAGCCUCAGUAUGUAAAAUGGAAUUUUGACAUGGUGUAUGUCUCAACAGGUUGUGUUCAUGCAUGUUAAUCAUGUUGUUAGUUAAAGCUAACCACUAGCUUUUUUGUUUGAACACUAGAGAACAGAAAUACUUUUAAACAAACGCAGUAACAGUAACCUUACAAAUUCCAAGGUUAUCAAGGCCGUAUGGCUGAUGUUUUAGCAAACGGAUGCCUACUCGACCGAUAGUCAGACACAAAACAACAUGGAAAUAUCUCUUUCAUACCACCUGACACAGAGAAAUGCAAUAUUCACGUUUUUUUUAGGUGUCGUUUGGGUCACAAUCUUGUUCGGUUUUGACGUGUCAGAUUUUUAUAUUAGAUGUAACUCAUGUUUCCUGCCAGGCAGGUAACUAGUACACUAAUUUAAGCAGCUACAGAUUGAUCCAAAUGUUAAUAUAACCAACACUGUAGACAUUUGUCCUGACAGCAGACGAUUGUUUUUACUCCAAACUGUAUUACUAAAACUUUUGGUCAUUGUUUUUGAACGAGUUCAUUUGCCAAGGUCAGAUUUGAGUGCUAACAAGCUUUAUACCAAAGCUAUAGUUAGCAGUGGUGCGCCUAUAACUUUUAUUUUAUCAACACAGCUGUUUUCAGUGGAUGAAAAAUAUUACAGGGUGCUGAUAUUUUUGCAUUGUGUAUUUAACUCAUGUUUGACAUCAUGGAAACUAUAUUUGAAAAUCCAAUAAAAAGUAAUAUUGCCAAGA
Etheostoma spectabile (orangethroat darter) is the source of this 2194-nucleotide messenger RNA. RefSeq names its product plasminogen receptor, C-terminal lysine transmembrane protein (gene plgrkt). Gene Ontology annotation, cellular component: plasma membrane. Lineage: Eukaryota; Metazoa; Chordata; Actinopteri; Perciformes; Percidae. The coding region runs from base 206 to 655 and encodes 149 amino acids. The record is from RefSeq and is a predicted model, not a curated record. The transcript is spliced from 5 exons. Gene Ontology annotation, biological process: positive regulation of plasminogen activation.